AUGUAUGAAAAAAUUCAUUUUUAUUUUGCUUUAAUAAUUUUUAUUUCAUUGUUUUUUAUAACAACGGGAAGUUAUUCGAGGGACACAAUUGAUGGAUGCACGCAAAGAAGAGGAUGUAAAAUAGAAAAUGGACAAUGCGUUUGCGGUACGGGUUGUUAUUACGAAUACAGGUACUCGUCAAAAUCCGAAUGUUACAAAGCGAUCAAAGGUCGGGAAUAUGAUUUGUGUCAAAGAAAUCCAUGCAGAAAUGGCGGAACGUGUAGUCAAACAUCUCACGAACCUGGAUUUAAAUGCCGUUGCGAAGGAACGGGUUUUUACGGUCAAAGAUGUCAGUAUGCUUGUCCUAAAAUAGGUGCCCCACUUCAGGGAGCAUUUCCAUACGAAUGUAUUGUUAUUUGA
This is a messenger RNA of Pediculus humanus corporis (human body louse), 399 nucleotides long. RefSeq lists its product as uncharacterized. The transcript has 4 exons. NCBI's taxonomy places the organism in Eukaryota, Metazoa, Arthropoda, Insecta, Psocodea, Pediculidae. The record is from RefSeq and is a predicted model, not a curated record. The coding region runs from base 1 to 399 and encodes 132 amino acids.